AUGUCUUCUUGCUCUGGUAACCCCGCCAACUGUGGCUUCUGUGGCACCACCCAGGCCGACUGUGCCAAGACUGAAGUCCAGGGCUGCACCACCAAGUCUGCCGAUUGCACUGUCUGCAACGGCCACGGAUGUGCCGCUGUCCAAUGCACUGGUAACACUGCGACCUGCCCUACUUGCAAGGACUCUUUCUCCUCCUGCAGGAAGGCUCAGUUCUCUGCCACUGAGGGUAUUGAGCCCGCCAGGCGACCUGCCCCUUCUGCCUAA
This is a messenger RNA of Cryptococcus amylolentus CBS 6039, 264 nucleotides long. RefSeq lists its product as hypothetical. NCBI's taxonomy places the organism in Eukaryota, Fungi, Basidiomycota, Tremellomycetes, Tremellales, Cryptococcaceae. The record is from RefSeq and is a predicted model, not a curated record. The coding region runs from base 1 to 264 and encodes 87 amino acids. The transcript has 3 exons.